Messenger RNA from Vitis riparia (riverbank grape), 1755 nucleotides. Its product is annotated as transcription factor MYB44-like. The record is from RefSeq and is a predicted model, not a curated record. Gene Ontology annotation, cellular component: nucleus. Lineage: Eukaryota; Viridiplantae; Streptophyta; Magnoliopsida; Vitales; Vitaceae. Gene Ontology annotation, biological process: regulation of DNA-templated transcription. The transcript has a single exon. The coding region runs from base 160 to 1101 and encodes 313 amino acids. Gene Ontology annotation, molecular function: RNA polymerase II cis-regulatory region sequence-specific DNA binding; DNA-binding transcription factor activity, RNA polymerase II-specific.
AGCUCUCUCCUCAUGCCCAGGUGAGGCCUAGCCUCAACCCACAUCAUCCUCCAGAUUUCUUCACUUCCUCUGCUGAGAAGGAAAAAUCAGUCUCUCUCCUUUCUUCCUCUCUUUAUUAAGAGUUAAGGGCUCAAAUUCGUGUAGGCGGCUUCUCAAUCCAUGGCGUCUUCCAAGAAAGAUUUAGAUCGGAUCAAGGGUCCUUGGAGCCCCGAGGAAGACGAAGCGUUGCAGAGACUGGUGCAGAAGCACGGCCCUAGGAACUGGUCUUUGAUCAGCAAAUCCAUCCCUGGGCGGUCCGGCAAGUCUUGCCGGCUGCGUUGGUGUAACCAGCUCUCUCCGCAGGUGGAGCACCGCGCCUUUACGCCGGAGGAGGACGCGACCAUCAUUAGGGCCCAUGCGAGGUUCGGGAACAAAUGGGCGACGAUUGCUCGUCUCCUCGUUGGUCGCACGGAUAACGCCAUAAAGAACCACUGGAAUUCAACUUUGAAGCGGAAAUGCUCGUCUAUAACGGAGGACAUGAUCGCCGAUGGGCAUGCACAACCGCCUCUUAAGAGAUCGGCUAGUGUGGGUGCAGGCACAACGGUUUCGGGUCAUAAUCUUAGCCCAAGUAGUCCUUCGGGGUCCGACUUCAGUGAUUCCAGUGCUCCUGGCAUGGCUUCAUCGCUUGUUUAUAGACCAGUGCCGAGAACCGGUCCCAUAGUUCUACCUACUCAGAAAAUCGAGGCCUCCUCAUCGACGAACGAUCCCCCAACAUCCCUCAGUCUCUCUCUCCCUGGAUCCGACUCUUGCGAAGUGUCAAAUCAUUUAUCAGGAUCCGAUCAUGUUAAAAUCCAAAACCAGAUUCUCCAAUCACCGGCGAUACCGCCUGUACAGCUGCAACAAAACCCUGGAUCCCCACGAAACAUCCAGAACUGUGAGUUGGGUUUAGGUAUGUCGGAGAAACCUUUCUUCACCCCCGAAUUCUUGGCUGUGAUGCAAGAAAUGAUCAGAAAGGAAGUGAGGAACUACAUGUCGGGCAUGGAGCAAAAUGGUCUGUGUUUGCAGACUGAAGCUAUUUGGAACGCAGUGAUGAAGCGUAUCGGAAUUGGCAAAAUCGAGUAGAGGAAGGAACAACCUACCUAUGGUUGCAGCGAUGAGUCGACUCGGAGGGAAUCGGGAUAUUUAAAAAACAAGCUGUGUUUUUUUGAAAUCUUGUUCCCUUUUUUUUUUUUUUUUUUCCUUCUUAAAUACAAAUAAUUUUGGUAGUGUACAGUGGAAAAGACGGGGAAGGAAGAAAAUCUAGACGGUUUGUUAAUGAGAGGAAUGAGCUUAUGGUGGUUGGUGGUAGAAUCUGAGAAGCAACCGCCUUUUCAAUAGAAAAUCGAAAAAUGGGGAAAAAUGAAAUUCGGUGACGACUUUUUUUCCCGGGAAAGCAUGCUUAUAUCUUUGUGCCCAAAACACAGCAAUUCAGGUAACUAAAUGCGGAACCUGUUGAAAACUAAAACUAAAACUAAAGAUCUGGUUAGUAUCUACAGUGAUGGGAGGAGCUGUGUUGUAGCCGUCGAUGGCAUGUGGCCCCCACUUGUUGGGAUGGGGCCUGGCUUAUUAGGCGGACGGUGCAAAUGCAAGGGGGGGUCGGUCAUUCGGUGGGUAGCUGGACAUCACUUACGACUUCUCUUAGUUGAUUGUUGUGUUUUCUAGUUUUUGAAAAACAAAUUUCCCAGAAAUUGUUGGAACUUUUGGCAGACAGAAAGGACACAACCGUUUCUGUUGGUA